This is a messenger RNA of Saccharomyces kudriavzevii IFO 1802, 1671 nucleotides long. RefSeq names its product 1,3-beta-glucanosyltransferase (gene GAS2). The transcript has a single exon. Bases 1 to 1671 code for a protein of 556 amino acids. Gene Ontology annotation, molecular function: 1,3-beta-glucanosyltransferase activity. The record is from RefSeq and is a predicted model, not a curated record. Gene Ontology annotation, cellular component: fungal-type cell wall; cytoplasm. Gene Ontology annotation, biological process: fungal-type cell wall (1->3)-beta-D-glucan biosynthetic process. Lineage: Eukaryota; Fungi; Ascomycota; Saccharomycetes; Saccharomycetales; Saccharomycetaceae.
AUGAGGAAUCAACAAAACUUUUGCGCAAUCGCUACUGCAGUGUUCUUUUCUUGUUUACGGUUGGCUUUCGGUUCCUCAAGUAAGAGCUAUGAUAAUACUCCUGUAAUUGAGAUAAGCGGAAACAAGUUCUUCAACUCUCAUAAUGGAGAACAGUUUUUUAUCAAAGGCAUUGCUUAUCAAUUACAGAGAAGUGAAGAGGAGCUUACCAAUGCAAAUGGCGCUUUUGAGACAAAUUAUAUUGAUGCAUUGGCGGACCCCAAAAUAUGCUUGAGAGAUAUUCCCUAUCUCAAAAGAUUGGGUGUAAACACGUUACGUGUUUAUGCAAUUGACCCGACCAAAUCACAUGAUAUAUGUAUGGAAGCUCUGUCUACCGAAGGAAUAUACGUUCUACUAGAUCUUUCGGAACCAGAUGUCUCAAUAAAUAGAGAAAAACCAUCUUGGGAUGUUAACAUUUUUGAAAGAUACAAAUCCGUUAUUGAUUCAAUGUCUUCUUUUCCAAACUUGCUUGGAUAUUUUGCAGGAAAUGAGGUGACAAACGAUCAUACAAAUACCUUUGCAUCACCCUUUGUGAAGGCAGCAAUCAGAGAUGCUAAGGAGUACAUACUAAAAUCUGAUUAUAGAAAAAUUCCCGUCGGUUACUCAACAAAUGAUGAUGCUGAAACGAGGGACAAUUUAGCCAGAUAUUUCGUUUGUGGAGAUAUUAAAGCUGAUUUUUAUGGAAUAAAUAUGUAUGAAUGGUGCGGAUAUUCCACAUAUGGGACCAGUGGAUAUAGAGAAAGAACAAAAGAGUUCGAAGACUAUCCAAUCCCCAUAUUCUUCUCCGAAUUUGGUUGCAAUCUCAUAAGACCAAGACCUUUCACUGAAGUUAGUGCUCUUUAUGGCAAUAAAAUGGCGACUGUUUGGUCAGGUGGCCUCGCAUACAUGUAUUUUGAAGAGGAAAAUGAGUAUGGCGUUGUUAGGAUAAAUGAUGAUGGUGAAGUGGAUAUUCUUCCCGAUUUUAAAAACUUGGAAAACGAAUUUAAGAAAGCUCAUCCUAAAGGCACUACACAUGAACAGUAUUUAACGGCGUUAGAGAAGCAGAAGACGGAAAAAAAUAAUGAAUGUCCAAAUAUUGCAACAGGGAUCUGGGAAGCAAACGAAAAGCUACCUGGAACACCAGACAAAACUAGAUGCAACUGUUUAGAUAAGAUUCUACCAUGCUCGGUAGUUCCAUUUGGUGCUGAAGCUGGAAAAUAUGAGGAGUAUUUCGGUUACCUAUGUUCCAAAGUCGAUUGUUCUGACAUUCAGGCAAAUGGCCAAACUGGCACUUAUGGUGAGUUUUCUGAUUGUUCUGUUGAACAAAAACUUUCUCUUCAGUUAAGUAAGCUAUACUACAAAAUCGGUUCCAAUGACCGACACUGUCCCCUCAAUGAUAGAAAUGUUUUUUUCAACUUAGAAAGCUUGCAGCCACUCCCAAAAGAUUCAAUUUGUGAAAAUGUGCUUGAUUCUGUAAAGAACAUCACGUGCAGCGACGGCCGUUGUUCAAAACCAGAUCUGGUCCGCAGCAAACAAAGUUUGAAAGUAAAGAAUCCAUCAAAUAAUGAAAAGAAAAAUGACAGCCCUAUCGCAUACAAAACUUCUGGGUUUAUAAUACUAUUAAUCUCUGUGGUAUCGGCUGGAGUACUCCUUUGA